Molecule: messenger RNA, 2877 nt
Organism: Effrenium voratum
Lineage: Eukaryota; Dinophyceae; Suessiales; Symbiodiniaceae
Source: the annotation of a GenBank genome assembly
AUGGGCAAGCUGCUGCUUUUCUUGGCGAGGCUCGCCGUGGCGCGAAGCAGCGCCGAGCUCCGCGCCGCCGCGGACGCCUUGUCCACCUGGGAGCCGGGGAUCGCCGGAAGGCCAGAGCAGCUGCCUGAGGAGCCGUCCAGGGCCGCGCCGCCGCCCACGCCCCGCGCCGCUUCCGGCGCCGCUUCCGGCGGCUCCGGCGCCGCGGUGGCGGCGGCGGCUGCGGCCUCGGCCAUCGCGGCGGCGGCGGAGUCGCACGCGGCGCUGGCGGACUGCUGGCGGGACGGCUUCACACCGGAGAUGUGCUGUGGAGCGAAGCGAUCGGCAGGCUGCUGGGAUGCCGUGUUCACUCGAGAGCGAUGCUGUAAGCCGGACACCGCAGCUCCACUGCUUUCGGCGGAGGUGGCGGCGUUGGUGGAGUCUGUGCGGUCCAAGGCAGAUUCGCCGGAGUCCGUGGCCAAGUCAGAGGCAGAUUCACCGGAGUCCGUGGAGUCCGUGGCCAAGGCGAAGGCACCGGAGCGCCAGAGUCGGUCCGGCACCGGGGACUUUCUGCAGCGUGAGGCGCUGCGGCGCUGGCCGGGCUACUUCCGGCGCGCUCGGGAGGUGCUGCUUUCGCGCAGCGAAAGCGGCGCGGAGGGGAAAGACCCGGUCCAGGAGAUCCGGGGCCCCCCAAAACCGCUCAUUGCCAACAUUGCCGGCCGCGCGCACAUGUACCACUUGGUCUAUGAGGCGGUGAACCAACUCAUCGGAGGCCUCCAACUGGCCGCGGAGGCCAUCGACCCGCUGCCCCAUGCCUUCGCAGAGGCCGCGCAGCUGCUGAGGCUCCUGGCGACCAGGAGUCUGGGCACGCCCUUCGAGCACGAGGACUUUGCGGCACAGGCGGAGGCUGCGGCGGCGCUAGGCGGCUCGAACCGCACGGAGCCCAAAGCGCGGGCCUUGCGCCACACCUGGGUGCAGUACCUAGACGAGGGCUUGGCGAAGGCUUUGUGGCGCUCGGAGGGCGGCAAUAGCUUCAACCCCUCGGAGGUGCACAUGGAAGGAACGCAUCGAGGCCUGUGGCAGCUCUUCCCGACCUACGUCAUGGCCAAGGCCUUGGGCGGAAAGUUCACCCCCGGCGUCUGCCAGAAAUGCGGAGACUUCACGGAGGUGGUGCUGCAGAAGUACCACCAGUUCUGGCAAAGGGGCUUCGCAGACCACGGGCCGACGGAGGUGAAUAACGCCUUCUUCAACUGGCAGCUGACCCACGAGGCAGAGCAGGACGCGGAUCGCGCUAUGUGGCCGGAGCUCUACCGAGACCCGGACUUCCAGGAGCUGAAGUGGCUCCUGAAGCUCGCCUGCUUGGAGUACCUGCAGCAAAUCUUCGCCACCUCGCUCACCAGCGUGGAGCUGAACCAGAUGGAGCUGUCUGUGUGGGCCUCCGUGACCAAGCCCCACACCCAGGAACUGCCGGGUUUAGCCUUCCACGACCACCCGCUGGCGCUGGUCAGUGGGGUCUUCUACGCGGACGCCGGGGGAGACGCGGUGAGCGAGCGCACCCCCACGGUCUUCGCGGACCCGAGGGGCACCAGGCCCUUCCGGUACACGAGCGGCGAGGCCAUGGAGCCAGUGGCGCCCUUUCACCGCCUCGCCUACUCCCACGCCGUCACGGGCCUCGCCUUGGUCUUCCCAUCUUGGCUGGUGCACGGGGUGGCGCCCCACCGGGGCUCCCGGGACCGAGUGGUGUUCGCCUACAACCUGCACACCACGCCUGGCACCACACUCUCCAGCCGAGAGGCCUUCGCGGAUUUGCUGCGGCGUCUAUCGCGGCAGCUGAGCGAGGAAGCGGUGGAGCGGCUAAUGAAGGUCGUGGAUCGAAAUCACGAUGACAGCAUCCAGUACGAGGAGUUUCUGGACUGGUGCCUCGGGGGCGGCGAUGGAUCGAGCGAAGUGCUUGUUCUCGGGCGCCUGAACAACUGCAAGAAGGUGACGACCUAUGUGCGACAGGAGGCCCUGGCUUUCCUGGGCCCACCAGGUCGAUCGGCACUCUUUCCAGACUUCUCGGAGGCCUUGCGCGGGGAUCCGGAGAUCUGCCUGAAGGCGAUGGGGGAGCUCUCCGUGCCCAUGAGGUACGCCACGGAGCACAUCCGGGACAGCAAAGAGGUGGCGCUGGCGCUGGUGAAGCAGCACUCCCGGAACUUCCGAUACGCCUCUGAGCGGCUCAGAAAUGACAAGGACUUUGUGAUGUCAGUGAUUCAGACGCAUUUGGCGUGCCCCUGGUGCGUGGAGGACAUCUUUGAGCAUGUGUCCCGCGUGAUCAACGGGGACCUCGAGAUCAUGAUGGCAGCGGUGCAGCUGCAGCCCCUGGCCUUGCGCUUCGCCACCCCCAAGCUCCGGGACUCCAAGGAGCUGGUCCUCGCAGCGGUGACUUCGAAGCGUUGCACCCGCCACUCCGACGCCCUGGGCAAGGACUUCUCCUUGUGGUUCCCCAAGGAGGAAUUUGCCGGCGACAAGGAGGUCAUGCUUGUGCUAGUGCGAAAGAUGCCGCUGCUGCUGAACAAAGCCUCCAAGAAGUUGCGGGGUGACCGAGAUCUGGUGGAAGCCGCCCUCCACGGGGACGGCGACGCCUUAGAGUUUGCCUCCGAAGAGUUGCGCGCGGACCGCAGCAUAGUGAGUUUGGCCUUGGAGCACGCCGAGCCCGGGCGCGACGUGCUGCAGUUCGCGGCGGAAGAGUUGCGGCAGGACGUGGAGCUCUUGGCACUGCAGGCGGUCGCGCGGAAGCGCCGCGCGGAAGAGGCCUCCAAGCCUCUGGCCCUGGCCAAGCUGAAUGCCUCCGGCCAGCACUUCGCCAGGACUCGCGACUUGAUGUCCUUGCUGGAUGAGAUUGAGCAGGAUGAGGUGUGA